CCCUUUACUCCAUACUUCAUAAUUACUUUUCCCACGUUCUUGGCUUCCAACAAGAACAUCUAUUAUAUAUAUGAGAAGAAUAGUAUGUAAUAAAUAGUAACAGCAACAAGAUCCCAAUCUUGGUCAUUCCCAUUAACAAGAAGACGAAGAAGAAGAAAACUGAACAAUAUGGUCACCGCCACCGCCAGGCCAGCUGUAACCGGCGUCAGGAUGUCGUCGGUGGUGCCAGCGUCGGUGACCGGAGAGAACAAGGACCGACGUCUCACCGGCUUGGACCUGGCCAUGAAGCUCCACUACAUCAAGGCGGUCUACUUCUUCGACGAGAAGGCGGCGGAGGGGCUGACGAUUUACGACAUGAAGAAGCCCAUGUUCCCUUGGCUCCAGCUCUACUACCCUGCCGCCGGCAGAAUACGCCGGGGGACGAAGAGCGGCGGCGGCGACGAGGGAAGAGGAGAGGAGGGGAGACCUUUCAUCAAGUGCAACGACGGCGGGGUCAGGAUCGUCGAGGCGUACUGCCCCGAUUGUACGGUCGAGGACUGGCUGCGGCUGCCGACGGCGGAGGAAGAUCGUGACGGUGGUUUUAGGGAUGAUGAUUGGUUGGCGUUUGAUCAAGUCCUGGGCCCUGAUUUGGGCUUUUCUCCGCUCGUUUAUGUUCAGUUUACUUGGUUCAAAUGCGGCGGCCUUUCAGUGGGCCUCAGCUGGGCUCACCUGCUUGGCGAUCCAUUCUCAGCCUGCGCCUUCAUCAACACUUGGGCCCAACUGCUGCACGGCCGAGCCACUCCUCUUUCUCUCCACCACCCGGGCUUCAAGGAUCCAUCCCCGCCGCCACUUCACCGGCCCAAGAAGAACCCGUCCUCUCUGAAACGGGUCGACCCGGUCGCCGACUCCUGGCGACCUACCUCCAACCCCAACGCCGCCACCACAAGGACUCACACCUUCCGCCUCACAGCUCAGCAGCUAAACGACCUCGCAUCCGCCGCUACCUCCGCUUCCACCGCCAAGAUCUCCCGUUUCGAUCUCCUUGCGGCGAUCCUAUGGAAAUCUGUGGCCAAGAUCCGAGAGGCGACGACGGUGACGAUCUGCUGGAACAAAUCCCCGGCCAGGGAGCGGGAGCUUCCGAGCAACAGAAUGGCGGUGGGAGCGGUCCGCGCCGAUUUCGCGGUCCGCGCCGAUUUCGCGGUGGCGAAGUGCGAGGUGUCCGAGCUGGCGGAGUUGAUUGCGGAGAGGAAGGAAGACGAGAGCGAUUCGAUCGAGGAAGCGAUGUCCGGCGGGGAGUUCGAUUGCGUGGUGUACGGAGCGAAUUUGACAUUUGUGAACCUGGAGGAGGCCCCGAUCUAUGAGAUGCAGAUGAAGAAGGGGCGGAAGCCGGUUUUCGCGAAUUACAAGAUUGAGGGAGUCGGCGAGGAAGGGUCGGUGCUGGUGCUUCCUGGCGGCGACGGCGAGAAGGAAGGGGAGGGAUCUGGGAAGACGGUGACCGUUAUGCUGCCGGCGAAGCAGUUGGCCGGGUUGAAGGAGGAUCUAAGGAAGAGCUGGGGAAUUGUAUGAGGUGUUUACUGUUUACUGCCAUGGUAAACAUUGAUUUUGUCGUCUUUUGAUUCCAGUGAUUAUAAUUUGUCAAAAAAGGUAAAAAAGAUUUCAGUGAUUAUAUCAAGAAGUUAAUGGGAGAAGAUUUUUAAUUUUUAAUUUCAAGUGAGCGGUGUGUUAGUGUGUAUCUGAGUUGAGUUUGGCUUGAGUUCAAGUCCUUAACGCUCAUUUUUUAAGAAAAAUUUUAAAGUCUUCCUAUUGGCUGACAGUGGAUUGGGUAGUUAAUGGGAUUAGUAGUUAAUAGGUAGUUAAGGGCAAAUAGGGUUAUGCAAAUAUAAUUAAUUAAUGAUUUUCUUUCUCUCUCCUCCCAUGAUUUUCUCCAUAACCCUCUCUCUACAUUAUAAUUAAAAAGAAAUAUGAAAUUAAUUUUAUUUAAUGUUUAUUAAAAUCCGAAUUUAAUAAUUUUCAUUUUCUAAAAUGAAAAUUUGAAAUUUAAAAUAUAUGCCUCUCUCGCAUCUUGGGAACUUCCGAUUAGUAUUAAGUAUUAAUAUUUUGUAAUGACAUUAUCAAUAUUUAUAAAUUGAAUUAUCAUUAGGGCUUUUUAUGGCAUGGGUUUGAUAUUUUUCGUUGUUAGGUAUUCGUUUGUGUUAUUAUUAAUGUUGUUCGACAUAUUUUUUUAAUAAUUUUAUAUGACAUUAUUAACUUUUUAUGUUAUGUGUUGUUUGUAACAUUAGCAAAAGUGAAAUUGUGUUCUCAAUUUGUUGGUACUCGAAGUUUAUUUACUAUUACAUCGUAUUAUCAAUUUGGUUCGCAAUGAUUUAUAAUCAUUUGAAGUGCUAUUAUCAAUAUUUUUUUCCAAGCACAAUACAACCAUUAGCAAAAAUUUAAUUCAUUUGUAAGAUUGCUUAUGUUUAGUGAUUUGAAUUAUUAAUAUUUUUUCGUUUAUGUUUGUAACUUUGUCAAAUGUCAUUAUCAAGAAGCAUACUUGUUAGAUAUUCGUUUGUUUAUGACAUUAUCAAAAGUGAAUUUACGUUUAAUGAUAUAACUAUGUUUAUUAAUCUUUCAGUCUAAGUUAGUAACGCAGUUGGUGUCAUUAUUAAUAGGCGUGUAUAAGAAUUAUCAAUGUUUGAAAAUAAGAUAUUAAUAAUAUCUAAUAAGGUACUUAACAAUCAUUAGUUUUUAUCAUUAUCAAAGUUUUUGGAUGCAUUAUCUAUUAAACAUAUGUUACUUAUUAAUGCGUUUUUAGUGCUAUUUGACAUUAAACAUUGCAUUAGAAUAUUAUUAAACAUUGCGUUUUCAGUGAGUUGAUGCGAUAUUAAUGGUUUUUAGUAUCUUUAUUAAAAGUUUGAUGUCAUUUAUAAUGUUGAAGUCGGACAUUUUUACAUUGAUGUUUUGUGUUUAUUUUCAAUGAAAUACUUUUCGUUAUCAAUGAUUUAUUGUAUUGUUAUUAAAAGUUUGGUGUUGAGGGGUGAAUGUUGGUUUGCUUGAGCUAAUAUUUUUAUGGACAAUGUAUGUUUGACUGAAUCACACAGGUGCACUAUGUUACAAGUACCCAAGAUUUCGAAAAUUAGUAUUGUGCUUUAUGAUCAUUGAGGAUGAUAAUGUAAAGCAAUAUUAAUUGAUCAUAAAACGUUAAUAAUGUCAUUAGAAAUCAUUGGAAGAGGCCAUGACUAGAUAGUUAUAAACAUGAUGUGAAAAUGUGAAUCAUUAGUAUUAAAGAUGUUGUAAAUCAAUGAUAUUGUUAUUCAAACUAUUUUUUUUUUGAAACUAUUCAAACUAUUAAUUACUAUGUUACAUAACUUUAAUGAUUCAUUCAUAGGCGUUGAUGACGAAACUAUAAAACAGUAACAAUUUAUCCAAAAUUGUUAAUAAUGUAAUUGUAAGGAAUUGAUAAGUAUAUUGAAGUCGUUAAUAAUGAUGAGGUAUAAUAAUAACGAUUCAUUUCAUAAAUGUUGAUAAUGUCA
Messenger RNA from Linum trigynum, 3488 nucleotides. The record is from the annotation of a GenBank genome assembly. NCBI's taxonomy places the organism in Eukaryota, Viridiplantae, Streptophyta, Magnoliopsida, Malpighiales, Linaceae.